CCUACAAAACUUCACAAAAAGAUGGGAGACUGGAAAGAUUAUAUUGGCACCAUUCUCAAGGAAAAGAAUGUGGAAGAUGCUGCCAUCGUUGGGUAUUCCGAUAACAAAUCGGUGUGGGCAUCCAAACCCGGCGGGCUCCUGGCUGCCGUUACCCCGCAAGAGGUUGAGGUGCUGGUGGGGAAAGAUCGGGCAAGCUUCCUUAAGACUGGCAUUACCAUUGGGGGGAAAAAAACAUCAGUUAUAAGAGACAAUCUCUUGACAGAUGAUGAUGCUGCCUUGGAUGCCAGGAUCAAAGGAGGCGACGGAAAGUCACUAGCUGUAGGAAAGACGGAGAAAGCUCUGGUAUUUCUCAUGGGUAAGAAGGGCGUCCACGGAGGGGUACUCAACAAGAAAGUUCACGAAAUGGUCAAGUACCUCAAAUCGAAAGGCAGCUAA
Acipenser ruthenus (sterlet) is the source of this 435-nucleotide messenger RNA. RefSeq names its product profilin-3-like. NCBI's taxonomy places the organism in Eukaryota, Metazoa, Chordata, Actinopteri, Acipenseriformes, Acipenseridae. The record is from RefSeq and is a predicted model, not a curated record. Gene Ontology annotation, cellular component: cytoplasm. Gene Ontology annotation, molecular function: actin binding. The coding region runs from base 22 to 435 and encodes 137 amino acids. Gene Ontology annotation, biological process: regulation of actin filament polymerization; positive regulation of actin filament bundle assembly; actin cytoskeleton organization. The transcript has a single exon.